Messenger RNA from Aspergillus aculeatus ATCC 16872, 1332 nucleotides. RefSeq lists its product as uncharacterized. Gene Ontology annotation, molecular function: FAD binding; monooxygenase activity. Gene Ontology annotation, biological process: secondary metabolite biosynthetic process. The record is from RefSeq and is a predicted model, not a curated record. The coding region runs from base 1 to 1332 and encodes 443 amino acids. The transcript is spliced from 3 exons. Lineage: Eukaryota; Fungi; Ascomycota; Eurotiomycetes; Eurotiales; Aspergillaceae.
AUGCCCCCCAGUAUCUCCGUAAUCAUCGUCGGCGCCGGCCUAGGCGGACUCGCCACGGCCAUUGGGCUGCGCCGCGCCGGCCAUCAGGUCACCGUCCUGGAGAAGGCGCCGGCUCUGGGAGAGAUAGGAGCCGGGAUCAAGGUGCCGCCGAACUCAGGCCGGGUCUUCCGCGAAUGGGGCCUUCAGGACGCGCUGGAGAAGAUCUGCAUCUGUCCGCAGGAGAACCAGAUGCGGUCGUACCGCGACGGGGAGGUGCUGUCGACGAUGCCGCUGGGUCGGAAGAGCAUGGUGGAGGCGUACGGCAUCCCCUACUACGUGGUGCACCGGGUGGACCUGCACCACCUGCUGGCGGAGGCGGCGCAGCGGGAGGGGGCGGUGAUCGAGCUGGGGACGGAGGUGACGGGGGUGCGCGGCACGCCGGAGCAGGCCUUUGUGCAGCUGGCCGGCGGGGAAGAGCGGGCGGCGGACCUGGUGCUCGGGGCGGACGGGGAGCGGUCGCGCGUGCGCACCUCGCUGCUGGGCCACGAGUUCCCCUGGCGCGACAGCGGCGACCACGUCUUCCGCGCCACCGUGCCCCUGACGGCUCUGGAGGCCGACGAGCAGCUGCGCGCGCUCACCCGCGGCAUCAACUGGUGGGUUGGCCCCCGCGGCAACGCCCUCACCUACCCGCUCAAGCGCGGCGGCCUGCUCAAUAUCGUCCUUACCCACGUCCAUCCCCCGGAUGCCACCGUGCAGUUCGCCCCGCAGCCCAUCGCGAAGGAGACGGUGGCCGCCGAGUUCGCCGGCUGGGAUCCCUUGUUCCAUCGUCUGUUGGACCUGACUACCACCUGCGCGCGUUGGACCCUGCUGCACACCGAUAUGCCGUCCCAGUGGACGGGCGAGACGGGCAACAUCGCCUUGCUUGGGGAUGCCGCACACGCAGUCUUACCGUACCUCGCUCAAGGCGCAGCGCUCGCCUUCGAGGACGCCGCCGCGCUGAGCGUCCUCUUCGGUGCGAUGCAAGACAAAGCGCAGAUCCCCGAUCUCCUGACCAUUUUCGAGGCCAUCCGCCAGCCCCGGGUGCGGGAGAUGCGCCGCCGUGUCGGCAUGGCGCGCGACAUCUGGUCCCUGCCGGAUGGGCCCCAGCAGCGCGAGCGGGACCGCCAGCUGCGGGAGCACGAGCACGAUCCCUACGACGGAUACCCGAACGUCCUGGCGGAUCCCGCCCUUACACGGUGGAUGUUCGGCUACGAUGCGUUCGAGGCGGCGCGCGAGGCGGGGUGGAAAUUUGCGAGGGGCCAGUUUCCCAUGACUCGCGGGACGUGGAAGUUGAACCGGGAAAGCCGGGAGUAG